AAAUUUGGCAGCAAUGAUAUGAUAAUUCAAAAAACAUUCGACUAAGAGCGGCGGAAUGACGUUUUCCGUUCGAAUAUUUUCAACAAUAGUCACACGCAACUUUUAUUUUGUCCAUUAAUAAUUAUUUAGCCUUAGACAAUGUCGUAGUUUCAAUAAGUCCAGCUGUCAAUAAUAACAGUGUUAAUAAUUAAUCGUAUUAAAAUACCUGGAAAUUAUAUUCACUGAUAACUGUUGACAGCAAAAACCAGUGGAUGAGUGAUACUUCACUUUCCUCGUGAGUAUAGGUUUUUUCGGAGGUGACUAGACAUGUCCUGGCAUUACAAAUUUAAUUUAUAUGGCGGCUCAUCAAAUUUAGUUUCAUUCAUACCUGCAAGUGCAUCAGUAUCAUCAUCCUCUUCAACACCAUCAGCAAUAACAACAACAAACACUGAUUGUAAAUUAAUAAAAGAACGUCAACGUCCAUUUUGGUUGCAAUUAAUCGUGAUAUUUUUUUCAAAACGAAUGCUGUAUGCUGCUGCUCAAUAUGGAAUUUCAUUUGGUGUGAUGCUUCAUUAUCAUACACGUUUAGGUUUUCAUUUGUUUCUACUUGCUGCAUGCAUACAGCACAAUGGAAAUAAUUAAAUUAUAAAUUAUUGUUAUUACUUGCCAUUAUUAUUAUUAUUAUAAUUGCUUGAUAAAUUCAAGUGGAAUAUUAACUGGCGGGUAUUAUAUAAAGUAAAAAUAAUAAAUUAAUAAAUAAAUCAAAAUGUUGACGUUAAGAUGGGUGUUGUUGAUAAAUAGAAAACAAAUUGUUAGACAAAGUGCGGUGAAAUUGACAGUUCUCCGUACUAGCGCACUAGGAAAUAAUUGUUAUCAGUUUCAUCUGUCACGGUCAUUAUACAAUGAAUCAUCGUCAUCAUUAGCCAAAAUUAGUCAGCGUGGAUUGCUCAGGAUAAAUAAUAGUGUUUUAAAUACAACACCUCGCCGACAUAUUUCACCGGCAGUCGCCUUAUUGAUAAGACCGCUCACGAGAAUUGGCGCAUUGUUGUUUGGAAGAUUCUUCAGAAAAUGGUGGGCCAAGAAAACUUCAGAGGAAAAGAAAUUGUAUAUAGACUGGGUCUCGAAGCAACGGCAAAAAAUAUACGGGGCCCUAGGAUUUCUUAUGACGAGUCUUUUUAUGUUCUACAUAAUGAAUAUUGAAGUUGAUCCCUUGACUGGAAGAUCCAGAUUUAUUAUUAUGACUUCCAAUCAACAAAAAGUUCUCGGAAGACUUACUUUUGAAAAUUAUUUGGAGAACUUUAAAGACUUUAUAGUACCUACCACGCAUCCAGCGUACAAAAGACUAUUAAGAGUAGUAAAUAGAAUACUAGAAGCUAAUCAAGAUUUACCUCAAGUUAAAGAAAGAGAAUGGACGUUAUCUGUAAUUGAUAAGGAUGAUCCAAACGCUUAUGUCUUACCAGGUGGAAAUAUUUUCGUUCACAUAGGAGCAUUAAAAUUAACUGAAAAUGAUGAUCAACUGGCUAUUAUAAUAGCUCACGAGGUCGCUCAUGUUCUUCUACAACAUCCUAUUGAACAGAUUUCUAGAAAUCUACUCCAAGAUAUUUUGAUGGCUGUACCCAUCGCUGUAGUAUGGGCACUGUUUCCUGAUCUAUUGGCACUGUUACUCCAAGCACUUGGAAUAAAUAUGUUUGAUAUCCUCGUAACGUACCCAUACAGCAGAAAGCUAGAAAAUGAAGCUGAUAACAUCGGACUGCAGUUGGCUGCCAAAGCUUGUUAUGAUGUACGACACGCUGUCGUACUGUGGGGAAUAAUGAGGACGCUUGCGGAAUUAAACAUAAAACCUGAAGUUGUUCCUUGGCUCAAUACGCAUCCUAAUCAUGAAGACCGAGAGAAAAAUUUGACUAAACAAUUACCUCUAGCGAUUGCCACCAGACAGCAGUCAGGAUGUCCAAUACUGAAUCCAGCUGAUCCAAUUAAAUACUUUAAUUCACUGAGUCUUAAAGAGCGAGAAAUAAAAAUGGAAAGAAGAGGUUUCGUGCAAUCAAAGAUACUGUUAUAAGAGCGAAGAUUAUCAUCAAUCAUUUAUUUAAUUAUGAUACUUCAA
This is a messenger RNA of Cotesia glomerata, 2083 nucleotides long. RefSeq names its product metalloendopeptidase OMA1, mitochondrial-like. The transcript is spliced from 8 exons. Gene Ontology annotation, cellular component: mitochondrial inner membrane. Gene Ontology annotation, molecular function: metalloendopeptidase activity. Bases 746 to 2038 code for a protein of 430 amino acids. Lineage: Eukaryota; Metazoa; Arthropoda; Insecta; Hymenoptera; Braconidae. The record is from RefSeq and is a predicted model, not a curated record. Gene Ontology annotation, biological process: protein quality control for misfolded or incompletely synthesized proteins; mitochondrial protein processing.